AUGAACUGCGAGAAGUUUCGUCGGAAACCUGCAAAGGAGCGGUUGGAGGUGGUGAUAGCCAAUCGCCUGUGCAUCAACUGCAUGGGACGACAUCAGAUGAGCGCGUGCUCUUCGCCGAAGGCGUGUGCUAGGUGCGCCGCGCGCCACAACACACUCCUGCAUGACGCGUACGAGGCGGCUCCGGGAGCCGUUGUUGCAUCUUCGCCGUCGGUGCAUGCCGCGCAGCACCCUCACUUCGAGCCCCCGCAGAUGCUUCUCGCCACCGCGCGCGUUCUGGUGACGGAUCGAUUCGGAACUUUACACGCGGUUCGAGCCCUCAUGGAUCCGGGAUCAGAGACUUCGUUGAUCACGGAAUCGCUGGCCCAACGCCUGCAACUGCCGCGGACACCGGCGUCCGUGGCAAUUUACGGAGUGGGCGGGUUGAGGUCGGGUGUGUCGCGGGGACGAAUCGCGAUGAAUCUGACCUCGCGCAAUGGAAACGCGGUAUUUGCCAUCUCCGCCUUGGUGAUGCCAAGACUCUCGAUUUACGGUGGUUCCGUGGAAGCUAACUCCAGCGGAUGGUCGCACAUCCGCGGCCUUGAUCUCGCUGACCCUGACUUCAGUUCUACGGACCCAGUCGAGCUGCUACUCGGUGUCGACGUCUACGCCAAGGUGGCACGACCAGGCAUGCGGCUGGGAGGUGAUGAGGAACCAAUUGCGCAGCAGACCGCUCUGGGAUGGAUCAUCAUGGGUCCGGUAAGCACUUGUCAGGUGACCACAGCCUUGACUUCGUUGCAGUGCUCCGCUGUUGACGAUUUGAACGCAUUGGUGCGUCGAUUUUGGGAACUGGAGGAGCCGCCGCGGGCGACACUCCCCCUGUCUCCGGGCGACGCGGCUUGCGAGGAGCAUUACUUACGGUCGCAUUCACGGGACGCCUCGGGACGUUACGUCGUCCGACUCGCGACUCGUUCGGCUCUGCCGGACUUACGUGACACGCGACUCACCGCGCUGCGAGUGUUGCAGGCGAACGAGCACCGCUUCCGGAUGGAAGUCGCUCUUCGCGACGCGUACUCACAAUUCAUGACCGAGUACCUCGAGCUUGGCCACAUGACGCCGGAGUCUUUCUUACCGGCGGACUGUUCACGCGCCUGUUACCUGCCCCAUCACGGAGUAUGGAAGGGCGGCGGCGAGGAGGCUAGGAUCCGUGUCGUGUUCAACGGUUCUUCACGGACAUCCUCUGGUGCCUCCUUAAAUGGCGAACUUCUUGCAGGGCCGAAUUUGUUGCUGACGCUCUGCGACGUGAUAAUGCGCUGGCGUAAACACCAGUUUGUUCUCGCUGCGGACAUCGAAAAGAUGUACCGGCAGAUUUGGGUGCAUCCGGAGGACCGUGACCUUCAACGGAUUUACUGGAGGAUAGGCAGCCGAGUCCAGGAGUUCCACCUUAACACGGUUACUUACGGCCUGGCCAGUGCACCCUACUUGGCUGUUCGAACGUUGCGUCAGCUUGCCGAGGACGAGGGUGAACGCUUUCCUCGAGCCGCUGAGGUCCUGCGGCGGGACACCUAUGUGGACGAUGUACUGUCUGGGGCUUCAUCUCAGCUCGAGACCUGCGAGCUGCUCGAGCAGCUGACUCAGUUGUGCUUGGCGGGCGGCUUCCGCUUGCGCAAGUGGGUCGCCAACCAUGAAGACCUGCUGCGCGACAUCCCCGCUGAGCACCGGUCGUCGCUGCCGUCGACGGUCGCGUUGACGUCGGAAGAGCACGACGUCCUGGGGAUACGUUGGCUUCCCGCUGAGGACAGCUUUGCUCCAACUGUCAAGACAGUGGAGCUGGUCACCAAGCGCACGGUGUUGAGGCAAACCGCGCGUCUCUUCGACCCGCUGGGCUGGCUCGCCCCGGUCGUAAUAAAUGCUAAACUUCUCAUUCAGGCGGCCUGGCUACGGCGACUUGACUGGGAUGCUCCCCUUGCUGCGGAAGACGUGGAGUGCUGGCGACGGUUGCGGACGGAGCUGCCCGUCCUGGAAGAGAUCCGCAUCCCGCGCUGGUCACGUGCGGAUUCUCCGCUUAUUGAGAUGCACGGUUUUGCCGAUGCGUCGGAACGCGCCUACGAAGCGGUUUUAUACCUCCGCACAAUCGCGGACGGCAGAGCGUGGCUGACGCUGCUGAUCGCCAAGACGCGAGUCGCGCCGCUUAGACAGGUCUCCCUUCCGCGACUGGAGCUUUGCGCGGCUGCUCUGUUGGCUCGGAUCGCGGCUCACACCGCUUCCGUCCUAGCACUAGAUGGAGCGGCGAUUCACCUUUGGACGGACUCCACAGUCGUUCUGGGAUGA
This is a messenger RNA of Solenopsis invicta (red fire ant), 2307 nucleotides long. RefSeq lists its product as uncharacterized. Gene Ontology annotation, molecular function: aspartic-type endopeptidase activity. Bases 1 to 2307 code for a protein of 768 amino acids. NCBI's taxonomy places the organism in Eukaryota, Metazoa, Arthropoda, Insecta, Hymenoptera, Formicidae. The transcript has a single exon. Gene Ontology annotation, biological process: proteolysis. The record is from RefSeq and is a predicted model, not a curated record.